This is a messenger RNA of Symbiodinium necroappetens, 1137 nucleotides long. NCBI's taxonomy places the organism in Eukaryota, Dinophyceae, Suessiales, Symbiodiniaceae. The record is from the annotation of a GenBank genome assembly.
AUGAUUUUGUCAAAUGCCUUGACAGUUGGGACGCUUGCCAUACUCCUGUUGCUGUCUAGAACGCCAACGCAAUCGUCUCUUCAAGUCCGUUCCGGUUUCCAUCAUGUUCCAGGACACGUGCCAGUGUUGGGUCACCCGAGAUUUGCAUCGCCGCGGUUUCAACGUAUGAGUUGCUUGCUCGGCAACGUUCAUCGACGGACUCGGUCUUUGACGUUUUCACCUGACUCCAAGACUCUUUGUCGGCCAUGCAGCGAACUGGAGCAGUCAGCAAUAUUGCGCGCAGGCUUGGGACCAGAAUUGGCAGUUGCUGCGGGCUAUUUUCAUACCUGUGCAGUGCGAGCAGAUGGUCGGUUGGUCUGCUUUGGAGACAACAACGAUGGACAGUGUGAUGUGCCAGCAGAUUUGGGACCGGUGUUGGCAAUCGCUGCGGGCACUUGGCAUACCUGUGCUGUGCGAGCAGAUGGUCGGUUGGUCUGCUUUGGAGACAACAAAUAUGGACAGUGUGAUGUGCCAGCAGACUUGGGACCAGUUUUGGCAGUCGCUGCGGGCGGUUCCUAUACCUGUGCAGUGCGCACAGAUGGUCAGUUGGUCUGCUUUGGAGAAGAAGAAUUGGGACAGUGUUGUGCGCCACCAGACUUGGGACCAGUUUUGGCAGUCGCUGCGGGAUUUGGGCAUACCUGUGCAGUGCGAACCGAUGGCCGGUUGGUCUGCUUUAGAGACCGCAGCAAAGCUGGACGGAGUGAUGUGCCAGCAGACCUGGGACCAGUUUUGACAGUCGCUGCAGGCGGUUUUCAUACCUGUGCAGUGCGAGCAGAUGGUCGGUUGGUCUGCUUUGGAGACAACAACGAUGGACAGUGUGAUGUGCCAGCAGAUUUGGGACCGGUGUUGGCAGUCGCUGCGGGCAUUUUGCAUACCUGUGCUGUGCGAGCAGAUGGUCGGUUGGUCUGCUUUGGAGGCAACAACCAUGGACAGUGUGAUGCACCAGCAGACUUGGGACCAGUUUUGGCAGUCGCUGCGGGCACUUACCAUACCUGUGCAGUUCAAGCCGAUCGUCAGCUAGUUUGCUUCGGACACAGCGAAUUUGGUCAAUGUGACGUUCCCGACCACUGGGAAGACAAUAUCUAUGUUCAACCUUAG